CACUCAAUCUCGCCGGCUGGCCCAACACUCUACGACGCUAUCUGCACCCAGCAGAACCCUAAACCCCUCUCACAGUCUGCAACAUUCAUUUUACUCAUCUUCCCUUUCAAGUUUCAGUCUUUACUCCACAAUCAAAUCAAAGCCCCAGUCUUUAUCUCUCAUCUUUCUCCCCUCCAGCUACUUGGGUCCUCUGGUUUUUGAGGAGAGCAGAGUCCUGGUAAUCAUUUGUCUCUUAUAACUGUUCUGCUACUUAAACUGGAAGUUCAUACUUCACUUUAGCUUUUGAGUCAUUAUUCAAUUAUACAGUUGUAUCACUCUGUAGUGUCCAUCAUAGUUUACAGCCGUGUUUAUGUGAGAUGUUUCUGUUGAGUUGAAUAUGGAAUUGUCAAAUGGGCAAGUGGGGUUCUCUUAUUUUCAUAGGAAUGGGAUUUUGGCUACGAAUUGUAGCCAAAAGUCAUUUCCUUUAUCUGGGUUUUCGAUUUCUGGGAGACCCUUUUUCGGUGUUGGCUUAAAUGAGAAGAAUGUGAAGAAGAGCCGGGUUUCAGGUGUUAGAACAGUGAACUGUGGAAGUGUUGUUAGUGCUUUAGCUAAGGAAGGGACUGAUAAUCGUUCUGUUGGUAGUGAAAUUCUUGAGAAAGAUUGUGAAUUUAAGCCGUCGUUUGAUCAAUGCUUGGAGGUUAUGGGGUCUGUUAAGCUUAGAGGUGACAGAGAUAAUAAGAGCAGGCCAAGAGAAGAUAAUCCAAAGCAUAGUAUGAGGAGUAGAAAUGUUUCCAGAGGAUUUUCAUCUGAGACAGAUGAAGAGGAUGUAAGAUGGAAGGAGUCUGAAAGGCAUUUGGAUAAAAGGAAUGUGUCAAAAGUUGCGAAACUGUAUGAAAAUGAUAAUGGAUCCACGGAACAAAGCAAAAGGCUGCGAGUUAGAGGAUAUAGGGAUGAAUAUGAUAGUAGGCAGAGUGACAUAAGGGGAGAUACAAGGGAUGGAAAAUGGUCAAGAUAUACUGGUAGACUAGAACAAGAAUUGGACUACAACUCGGGUAAGAGUGCACUGGCACGAAAUGCUAGAGAAGGCACAAGAGAUUACAAGUCAAUUGGUCAAGACUUUGAGAGAAGGAAAAGUGGUGACAGAAGUGAAGAUGGACAUGAGAGGUACCGCAUCAGUGCUGAGAAAGGCACUGCUGAUAGAAGAUACUCUCCUAGAAGUGGAAAUUCAACCAAGGGUGAAAGGGAUUCCCCUAGGCAUGACCAUGAUGAAAGAGCUGCAUUUAAGUAUUUUGAUGAAUAUAAUGAUACUAUGCACAGGCCGCGAGUUUCCCAAGUGCAAAUGGAGGAGAGAAUCCAGAAGCUUGCAAAGUCGCUGAAUGGUGCAAACAUUGACAUCCCUGAGUGGAUGUUUUCAAAAAUGAUGCGAAGUGCACAAAUCAUAUUCACAGAUCAUUCAAUACUUAGAGUUAUUCAGAUAUUAGGAAAGUUUGGAAACUGGAGACGGGUGUUACAAGUCAUCGAGUGGCUUCAAAUGCGUGAGCGCUUCAAAUCUCACAAGCUCAGAUACAUAUAUACAACUGCACUCGAUGUACUUGGAAAGGCAAGAAGACCUGUGGAGGCUCUAAACGUGUUUCAAGUAAUGCUGCAACAACUGUCCUCAUAUCCUGACUUGGUGGCUUAUCAUUCCAUUGCCAUUACUCUUGGACAAGCGGGUCAUAUGAAAGAACUGUUUGACGUGAUUGAUACUAUGCGGUCUCCUCCCAAGAAGAAGUUCAAGACUGGAACACUUGGGAAGUGGGAUCCCCGGUUGGAACCAGAUCUCAUUGUCUACAAUGCAGUAUUAAAUGCUUGUGUUCAGCGAAAACAUUGGGAAGGAGCGUUUUGGGUUUUGGAACAGCUAAAGAAACAAGGUCUGCAGCCUACCACUACAACAUAUGGACUUGUCAUGGAGGUGAUGUAUGCAUGUGGCAAGUACAAGUUGGUUCACGAGUUUUUUAAGAAGAUGCAGAAAUCUUCUGUACCAAAUGCUUUAACUUACAGAGUUAUUGUGAAAACUCUUUGGAGAGAAAAUAAAAUAGAUGAGGCUGUACAGACUGUUUCCAAUAUGGAAAGACGAGGAAUAGUAGGUUCUGCAGCUCUUUAUUAUGACUUCGCUCGAUGUCUUUGUAGUGGUGGAAGGUGUCAAGAAGCACUAAUGCAGAUUGAGAAGAUAUGUAAGGUUGCGAAUAAACCUCUAGUAGUGACUUACACUGGCUUAAUUCAAGCUUGUUUGGAUGCUGGAAGCAUUGAAAACGGAGCAUAUGUUUUCAACCAAAUGGAGAACUUCUGCUCCCCAAAUCUGGUCACUUGCAACGUAAUGCUGAAAGGCUACUUGGACCAUGGGAUGUAUGAAGAAGCGAAAAUGCUGUUCCAAAAGAUGUUGGAAGAUGGGUUCCACAGCAAAUCUGGUUAUGAGCUUCGGGUGACACCAGAUAUCUAUACAUUCAACACUUUGUUAGAAGCAUGCAUUACUGAGAAAAGAUGGGAUGAUUUUGAGGCUUUCUACAAACGGAUGCUGCAAAGUGGUUAUAACUUCAAUGUUAAACGACACCUUCGGAUGAUAUUGGAUGGCUGGAAAGCAGGAAAGGGUGAGCUACUGGAUAUAACCUGGCUGCACUUGACCAAGGCAGACCGAAUUCCACCCCCUGCUCUCAUCAAGGAAAGGUUUUGCAAAAAGCUGGAGGAAGGUAACUAUUCUGUUGCUAUCUCCUGCAUCGCCAAAACGAAUCCCAAUGAUCUACAUACAUUUUCAAAGACGGCAUGGUUGAAUUUGUUCAAGGAAAAUGCAGAAAGGUUUCAGAAAGACACUCUCGUGCAGUUAGUUCAUGAGAUUAGCAUUCUUACUGCCAACAGUGAUGCGGUGAACCCUGUAUUUGAAAAUCUUAUGAUGUGUUGUAGAGAAUUUGAUAGAGAUCUUGAUAGAACUAGUGUGAAGACAGGUAACUUUAAAUCAAAUGGAAGUGUAUAUACUGUUCAAACUGAACCAGCUUAUUAUUAGAUUAAUGUAUUCAAAUGUAAAAUAGGUUA
Argentina anserina (silverweed cinquefoil) is the source of this 3045-nucleotide messenger RNA. RefSeq names its product pentatricopeptide repeat-containing protein At1g30610, chloroplastic. Gene Ontology annotation, biological process: chloroplast organization. The record is from RefSeq and is a predicted model, not a curated record. Bases 377 to 3016 code for a protein of 879 amino acids. Gene Ontology annotation, molecular function: protein binding. Lineage: Eukaryota; Viridiplantae; Streptophyta; Magnoliopsida; Rosales; Rosaceae. The transcript is spliced from 9 exons. Gene Ontology annotation, cellular component: chloroplast.